GCUCCUGCAGUGCACCAACGAAAUAGGUCCUUCCUUGCAUGCGUGUGAGCAUUCCCAGUUUGUGUGGCUUGUCAGAUUUUAGAGGAUUCUCUCAAGUAUAGCCGUCUCGAAUCACACAGGGCGCCUAGUUCUAGUCAUGACUAAAGAAGAACUAAAAGGGGCGAGUGAGGAGGAGCAACAGGCCCAGUCGAAGAAAGGGCUGAAGAAAGCGCAGAAGGAAGCGGAGAAAGCGGCAAAGAAGGCGGAGAAGCAGGCCAAGCUGGCCGCCGAGCAGCAGAGCACCGAUGAAGACGACUUUGCCAAGGAUCGGUACGGAGUGUCUCCGAUGGUCCAGUCACAGGAGAAACUGGACAGGGUGUUGGUCCGUGUCCAGCAGCUGACACCGGAGAGGGCUGACCAGCUGAUCUGGGUGCGCGCCAGGGUUCACACCAGCCGUGCCAAAGGGAAGCAGUGCUUCUUGGUCCUGCGUCAGCAGCAGUUUAAUGUCCAGGCCCUGGUCGCCGUGGGAGAUCGCGCCAGCAAGCAGAUGGUCAAGUUUGCCGCCAACAUCAACAAGGAGAGCAUCGUGGACGUGGAGGCCAUGGUGCGGAAGGUGGACCAGAAGAUCGAGAGCUGCUCUCAGCAGGAUGUGGAGCUGCACAUCGAGAGGAUAUUUGUGAUCAGCCAGGCCGAACCCCGUCUGCCCCUGCAGCUGGAGGAUGCUGUGCGACCCGAGGGAGAGGGGGAUGAGGAAGGCAGAGCGACUGUCAAUCAGGACACCAGACUGGACAACCGUGUCAUUGAUCUCCGAACGACCACCAGCCAGGCCAUCUUUCGCCUGCAGUCCGGUGUUUGCCAGCUCUUCCGAGACACACUCACCGACAAGGGCUUCGUGGAGAUUCAGACCCCCAAGAUCAUCUCCGCUGCCAGCGAGGGGGGCGCCAACGUGUUCACCGUGUCCUACUUCAAAACCAGCGCCUACCUGGCCCAGUCUCCCCAGCUCUACAAGCAGAUGUGCAUCUGUGCUGAUUUUGACAAAGUUUUCUGUGUGGGACCUGUUUUCAGGGCUGAGGAUUCAAACACUCAUCGUCACUUGACUGAGUUUGUGGGCCUGGAUAUUGAGAUGGCCUUCAACUACCAUUACCAUGAGGUCAUCGACUCCAUCACUGACACCAUGGUGCAGAUCUUCAAAGGUCUUAGAGACAAGUUCCAGACGGAGAUCCAGACAGUGAAUAAGCAGUACCCCAGUGAGCCCUUCAAGUUCCUGGAGCCCACUCUGAGGCUGGAGUACACGGAGGGCGUUGCCAUGCUACGGGCAGCAGGAGUGGAGAUGGGGGACGAGGAGGACCUGAGCACGCCUAAUGAAAAGCUGCUUGGCCGUCUUGUGAAAGAAAAGUAUGACACUGACUUCUAUGUGCUGGACAAAUACCCCCUGGCUGUCAGACCUUUCUACACGAUGCCUGAUCCGACCGACAAGAAAUACUCCAACUCCUACGACAUGUUCAUGAGAGGGGAGGAGAUCCUGUCCGGCGCUCAGAGAGUGCACGAUGCCCAGCUUCUGACGGAGAGAGCGCAGCACCACAACAUCGACCUGGAGAAGAUCAAGGCGUACAUCGAUUCCUUCCGGUACGGAGCUCCUCCACAUGCUGGUGGUGGAAUUGGGCUGGAGAGAGUGACCAUGCUGUACCUGGGACUCCACAAUGUCCGCCAGACGUCCAUGUUCCCCCGCGACCCCAAGCGCCUCACUCCUUAAGAGGCUCACCAGAGCGCGAUUACUUGCAGAGCUUGUCUUAACAUCGCUGCCAUUCUCUUAUAUGCGACAAAGCAGGGAAUGGUCAAGUGCCACCACACUGCAGUGUCCCAACGUAAUUCACAAAGUAUCCGGGUACCCUUUUCAAACUAAGUACUAAACUGUAGUAAGAUGGAAGGUCUGCAGGCUGAUAGAUAAAAUCGAAAACUAAUAUAAAUGUCAUUCACUCAAAGGGAAUCAAAGUGUCCUAAAUGAUCUAGUUGGACGACUAGAUCGACAGUAAUAAACAUACAAUGCAGUUCUCACUUAGGCCAGCCUCUAGUGUUAGGAGGUCUUUCAGAGAUAGUCUGACACUUUUCUACAAGUCUAACUUUGCUACUUUUGACACUAAAGAAGUUUGACUGUCGGGAUAAAUCAUUGUUUUAAUGGUACCUAAGUGUUAAUUGUAAUAAAUGUUUUUAAAAGUAAAUAAAUAAAUACAAACAGCUA
Alosa sapidissima (American shad) is the source of this 2218-nucleotide messenger RNA. RefSeq names its product aspartyl-tRNA synthetase 1 (gene dars1). Gene Ontology annotation, cellular component: cytoplasm; aminoacyl-tRNA synthetase multienzyme complex; cytosol. The transcript is spliced from 18 exons. Lineage: Eukaryota; Metazoa; Chordata; Actinopteri; Clupeiformes; Clupeidae. Gene Ontology annotation, biological process: aspartyl-tRNA aminoacylation. The record is from RefSeq and is a predicted model, not a curated record. Bases 137 to 1732 code for a protein of 531 amino acids. Gene Ontology annotation, molecular function: RNA binding; ATP binding; aspartate-tRNA ligase activity.